Chiloscyllium plagiosum (whitespotted bambooshark) is the source of this 1656-nucleotide messenger RNA. It is a transcript of the gene upb1, whose product is annotated as ureidopropionase, beta. NCBI's taxonomy places the organism in Eukaryota, Metazoa, Chordata, Chondrichthyes, Orectolobiformes, Hemiscylliidae. The record is from RefSeq and is a predicted model, not a curated record. Gene Ontology annotation, molecular function: beta-ureidopropionase activity.
CUCCGCAAUGUUUCCAGCAGUUUCUCUGAGGGGCUGGUAAUGGCGGCGAAGAUGGCGGCUGCAGAGGUCAGCUCUUUGGAGGACUGUCUGGAGGAGCACCUUCCAGCCGCGGUGCUGCAGCAUGUCUGGCGGAUGCUGUAUGGUAAAGACACGAGAAAGCUGGAUUUGCCGAAGUCAGCUUUGACAGCCUCUCUGGAGAAGGACUUUCAGCUAAAGGGUUUUGGAUUUGAGGCCGCCACAGAGCAGCUCCGUCAGCCUCGAGUUGUGCGAGUGGGACUUAUUCAGAACAAGAUUCUCCUUCCUACUGAUUUCCCUGUGUCUGAGCAGGUUGCUGCCCUUCAGAAACGAAUCGCAGACAUUGUGGAAGUGGCUGCCAUGUGUGGAGUGAAUAUUGUCUGCCUCCAGGAAGCCUGGACUAUGCCAUUUGCUUUCUGUACAAGAGAAAAACUGCCAUGGACAGAAUUUGCUGAAUCUGCAGAAGAUGGUCAGACAACACGGUUUUGCCAAGAGCUUGCAAGAAAAUAUAACCUGGUCAUUGUGUCACCAAUCUUAGAGCGAGAUGAGUUUCAUGGGGACACGCUGUGGAACACUGCGGUAGUGAUUUCUAACUCUGGCAAAGUCCUUGGCAAGACCAGGAAGAAUCACAUUCCCAGGGUUGGCGAUUUUAAUGAGUCUACAUACUACAUGGAAGGAAACACAGGACACAAAGUGUUUCAGACUCAAUUUGGACGGAUUGCUGUUAAUAUCUGCUUUGGUCGACAUCACCCUUUGAACUGGUUAAUGUAUAGCAUUAAUGGAGCUGAAAUUAUCUUCAACCCCUGCGCUACUGUGGGGGCGCUGAGUGAACCCAUGUGGCCUAUUGAAGCCAGGAAUGCAGCCAUCGCCAAUCACUGUUUCACCUGUGCCAUCAAUCGAGUCGGGACGGAAUGUUUCAAGAAUGAAUUUACUUCAGGUGAUGGGCAGAAGGCACAUCAUGAAUUUGGCCAUUUUUAUGGAUCCAGUUAUGUAGCUGCUCCUGAUGGAAGCCGCACUCCUGGCCUGUCUCGUACUGAGGAUGGUCUCCUUGUGGCUGAGCUCGAUCUCAACCUGUGUCGGCAGAUAAAUGAUAAAUGGGCCUUCAAGAUGACAGGAAGAUAUGAGUUGUAUGCUGACGAACUUGCUGAAGCAGUGCAGCCCAAUUUUGAUCCCUACAUAGUCACAGAGUAGUGACGUUGUUGGGCACAGACAACAUGGAGACAAUGUCAGAGAAUCGCAAUGCCUGAUCAGGACUUUUAUCCAUUUGCUGAGUCAUAUUCUCUUGCUUUCCUAUUUCCCUUUAUCCAAAGCAUUGUAAUUGUGAUUUUACACCAGAUAUUUCCUCAGACUCCAAGUAACCAUCAUCAGAGUACACAGAACUUAUUUCUAAUGCUGAAGAAGUUCAACUGAACUUGGAACUAACUAUUUUCUGUCUCCACAGUUACUGGAGACCUGUUGAGUCUCUCCAGCACUUUGUUUUCUGCAGGUCUAGUAUAAUGUGAUUUCUGUUUGGUGCCAGUACAUGCUGUUCUAAGAAACUAUCCUGAAAAUACUUUAUGAACCUGUCAUCUAGGCUUCUUUGCCCAUCUGACUUCUCUAGUCUAUAUGUGGAUUAAAAUCUGUGAUGAUUAUUGUUAUGCA